GGCGGAGGGGGAGGAGAGGCGAGGCGAGGCGAAGCGGCGGCCGAAAUCCGGGAAGGCGCUGCCUGACCGCGCGAGGAAGGAGCGGCCCCUGGGUCCGGCCGGCUCGCCGCCGGGGUGGGGGUGGGCCUGCGCCUCCCGCGUCCCCUUGAGGCGGUGUUUGUUUUUCCUGCAGAAGACUGGUGAGGCCCGACUGCUGCACCGAAGGUCGAGGGUCUGAGUGUGCCGAGGAGCCAGGCCGUGGCGGUCGAUGCCCCUGCGCUGUGGCCUUCUGCGGAUCAGAGAUGGACGUGGGCAAACCCCGGGGCGGCAGCUCGGAACGUGGCGCGAGUUGGUCACCGGCCGCCGCUGCUGGGGCUGGGGGCGAGCGAGAGGAGGCGUUCAGCCCUGCCGAUUCGGGAGGGCAGGAGGGAGAGCAUCGGGGGGAUGCAGGCUUACGUUGCGCGAUGUGUACGGGAACCAGCUCCGGCGGGAAACGGUUUAAUAGCCCGAACUCCAACAGAACUGAUUUCUGCAGCUGUCCGUCAAACGGCUGUUCAGCUGGAAGUUUCGUGAGGCAAAGCAAAGUUAACAGUGAGCAGCUGAAUUGGAGCCAGUCUCACAGAGAUCUGAUGAUGAUGAUCCAAGAAAUGAAAAGGUGUUUGCCUGAAGAGAAAAAGAGUUCUAGCAAACCCAGUACCAUCAGUGCUCUCAACUAUGCCUUGCAGUGUGUCCAGCAGGUCCAAGCAAACAAUGACUUUUUCCAGGCUCUGAAUGACCGAAGAGUGUUUCAGCCAGAUGUGAUGACAUACAGCAUAGAAGAGUUGGUGGCAGUUGCAUCUGAACACACUCCAAAAAACACUGACACGUUUGUGGCUGUGUUUUCCUUGCUUUCGGGACACAUAGUGCAUAUUUCUGAGCAGGCAGCAUCCAUUUUAAACUGUAAGAAGAAAGUGUUGGACUCCUCCCGGUUUGUAGAGCUGCUUGUCCCUCAGGAUGUGAGUGUGUUCUACACGCACACUGAUCAGUCCCACCUGCCGCUUUGGAACAUGGAAAGUCAAACAGCUUCUCUGUAUGAAUAUGCCCAGGUGAAGUCCUUUUUCUGCAGGAUCAGGGGUGGUAAAGAUCAAGAACAAGAAACACGUUGUUACCCCUUCCGAAUUACCCCAUACUUGGUCCAUGUGUGUACUUCUGUCCAUGUGGAUGCAGAAUGCUGCUGCUUAGCUUUGGCUGAGAAAAUUCACUCUGGAUAUGAAGCUCCUCGAAUUCCUAUGGAUAAAAGAAUCUUCACCACCACUCACACACCUGGAUGUGUUUUUCUUGACAUAGAUGACAGAGCAGUGCCUUUGUUGGGUUACUUACCUCAAGAUCUAAUUGGAACAUCCAUACUGAUGUACUUGCACCCAGAAGAUCGUCCUUUGAUGAUUGCUAUUCACCGGAAAAUCCUGAAAUUUGCUGGCCAACCCCCUUUUGAACAUCUACCUAUUAGAUUUUGUACUCAAAAUGGGGAUUAUGUCAUACUGGAUACUAGCUGGUCCAGUUUUGUGAAUCCUUGGAGCAGAAAAGUAGUGUUCAUCAUUGGCCGACACAAAGUCCGGACAAGCCCUCUGAAUGAAGAUGUCUUUGCUGCAAGGAGUAAAGAAGUAAGCAGUGUUGAGAAAGAGAUAAGGGAAUUGCAAGGACAAAUUUACAAGCUGCUUCUGCAGCCAGUUCACAGCAAUGUUUCCAGUGGUUAUGGAAGCCUUGGAAGCAAUGGCUCUUACGAGCACUAUAUCAGUAUAGCAUCUUCAAGUGACUCCAAUGGGAAUGGUACAGAGGAAGUACAGGAACCAAUGACAUUGCAACAAGUUUGUGCAGAUGUCAACCGGAUAAAGAAUCUGGGACAGCAGCUGUAUAUUGCAUCAAGGAGCAAGCCACAAAAUGGAAAUAAGCAGGCUGUGAGCUCAGAAAUGGUAGGAGGGAAGAGGCACACUGCUUCCUGUUUUCUUCAGACAUUGAGAAGUGAUAGCACAGAAGAACCAGGCAAUGCACUUUAUGAUGAUUCAAAGAAGACUCCACGUGUUCCUUCCUAUCAGCAGAUCAACUGUGUUGAUAGUAUUAUCAGAUAUUUAGAGAGCUGCAGUAUUCCAGCAUUGAAAAGGAAAUGUAAAUCUUCUGCAAAUAUAUCAUCAUCAUCUUCAGAAGAUGACAAACAAGUCCAGCAAAGUCAGCAGGAAGUUGAGGCAUUGGAAGCAGUUAAUUCCCAAACUCCAAUAUCUGCUGAUCGGGAAGAGACACUGAAAGACCAGACAACUGCAGGCAUGGUGGGAGCUCCUCUGGCAGACCUGACCCUGUCCAGCAAGGCCCCAAGUGUGGUGUCUGUCACCAGCCAGUGCAGUUAUAGCAGCACUAUUGUGCACGUUCCACACCCUGAAUCAGAAGUGACUACAAUGGAGGAUACUACUGUCGGGAGUGAACAAAUUGAGCUGCCUCCUGUGAAUGCUCAGAGUCUCACUAUGGUGCCUGAGGACUUAAAGCCAGUUGGGCUAACAAAAGAGACGUUGUCAGCCCACACUCAAAAGGAGGAGCAGAACUACGUUGACAAGUUCCGUCAGAGGAUCUUGCUCUCUCCAUUUAGGGCUUACCUUCAACAGGGGAGCAGAAGUAACAAUGGAUAUUCCUGUGGCCAAGGAGAUUCCUCUUCAAAGCAGAUGAGCCCAGCUAGCUGCAGAAAAGGCAAACAUGGAAAAUUCAAGCGCCAGAAGCCUCAGAGACAGUCCUCAGAUAGCCACUCUUCUAAUAAAAAUAGAAAUGGUCUUCCAUGUGAGAAGAGAAAAAUCCAGAAACAAUCAUUCUCUCCUUCAGAAGUAUCCUAUCUGAGCUCCGCCGGUAUGAAUGUCCUUCCUCCUGUGGGAUUUCCUGUCCAUUCAGAUCCAGUACCUAGUUUUACAGCCUCUUCUGUGGGAGAGGAGCUUGCCCUUCACUCAGUAAAACCUGAGUCUGUGUCAUCGUCGCAACUAUGUUGUGAAGAACAGUCAUGCCCAGCACUUUAUCCCCCAGACAUAAGCACGUUUAUGGCUGUAUUUUUUCAGAGUUUCCCCAUGUAUCCUCAGAUGCCUCAAUAUGUCUUUAUUCCUAGCCCUCAGUAUGUUUAUCCCCCCUCUUCAUACCCAUGCACUACGCUACCUCCAGCCCCACCUCCUGCUCCAUCACCGAUAGCACCGCACUCUGUGGAUCAGCCCUUUCCAGCCUCCUCUGCCACAUACAUGGAGGACCAGCAAGAGGGCCAGCAUGACCAGGCCCUGCUGCUGAGUAGCUCACGAAGCAGCUCCCCACUUCAGCUGAAUUUGCUUCAAGAAGAGCUGCCAAAACCUAUGGAGCUUUCCAUUGGUACUGAUGUUAAAGCAUGUACAGAAGCUAAAUGUGACAACGAUCCAGAAAAUAGUGGCAACAGUGCUAGCCAUUGUGCUCCUAGUGAAUUUACUGACCACUUGCUGUAUGAGGACUCCCAGUCAGGUACAGGUUCAGCAGUGUCAGGAAGUGGAUCAGCUUUAUCUGUUUUUUUAGGCUCUGGCUCCAGUGAGACUUCUGGUUGUGGCACAGCAGGUAGUGGGAAAAGCAGCAAGUAUUUUGCCAGUAAUGAUUCUUCUGAAGCUUCCAAAGAAGAAAAGAACCAGGAAGCAGAAGAAAAAGGGACAGCACAUAAAUCUAAACAUGAGUCAGUCUGGGCGAUGAUGGAUCACACAUCUGAGCAAGUUCUAAUGACUUACCAAAUGCCAAACAGAAUUAAAGAGGAGGUUCUAAAGGAGGAUCUGGAGAAGCUGAUGGUCAUGCGAAAGCAGCAGCCUUGGUUUACAGAUGGGCAAAAGAAGGAGCUUGCAGAAGUGCAUACUUGGAUCCGUACCCAGACUGUCCCACUGCAAAUCAGCACCCAGGGCUGUGUUACAUGUGACAUCAGGGAAGCAAGUUGUGAGGCUUCAGUAGCUGAUGACAGUAUGGAAAAGAAGGGAAACUCACCUCUGCUCCUGCAGCGCUGAAGACAGCAUCAGCCUUUCUGUCAGUAAAACUGGGUGGUGUUAUUCCCAUUCUCUUUUUCUCUGACUUUGCUACAUACUAGCAGUGAAUCUGUCUAUUUCCUCCCAACAUGAGCAGUCGCAGUUGAGAAACUAAAUGUUCCUCCCUUAGCCCUCUACUCCUGGCAUGACUUUGAAGACGAUCUUUCACUGGGAGGCUAUUUCCCUUCCUGACCUCACAGACUUCGUGCAGAAUGGGUUAUGUUUCUAACUUCUGAUUGCUCACUGAUGAGCGAAAUACAAAGGUUUUUUGGAUUUGGGGUUUUUUUGUUUGCUUGAACUUGUCAAGAGUCUGAAAAGAUGCAGUGGUUAAGAACCUACAGUAAUGAACCUAACAGAUCUGAGCAUGUUUACUCUCCAGGUAAGGUGGAUGUAUUGAAACCAAGCUACAACAGAGUGCUCUUUGUUUUCAUUUGUUCAAUAUUUAAAGAUCUAAACUGAAGAUACUUAUACGCUGAGGCUGUAAAAUCACUGUAGCUGGUUUGAGAAUCCAAAGGGUCUUUUAAUGAGCAGCUGAAAACUGGUCAAAUUAUUCUGCAUUAAAAUGCCUUUCACCAGCUUGUGCCCAUCAAGAGAAUAAGUGAAAAGGAAGUAAAGCUAUUCGCGAUGUUUUUUGUGAUAAGUGUUUUGGAACCAAGUUGCUUUAUAGCUUUUUGCUUUUUAAAGCUGUGCUUCUCAUGAUAGGUGUUUAAAGUUAAUCGAGGGUAACUGGUUUGCAAAUGCUCUAGACAUUAAAUUAUAAAUAGCUAUCAAAAAAAAUAGAAGUAACAAUUAAGGAGUUAUUUCAUUAUACAGGAUCUGCUUUUUAAUAAUAGACACAUGGAAAACCGUUUCUAUCAAGGCACUAUAGCCUAGUUAUCAAUUUGAGCAGCUACAUGCAAUCUUUUAUCCUAUGUGGCUAGUGCUCUGGAAGGUGGAUUUAUAUCUUGAGUUGUUUGUUGUUGUAUUAGAGUAGUUAGAGUUGAAUCUAGACAUGGCAAAUGGGAAAUUUCAAGCCGUUUCUCUGUUUUGUUUUUGUUGUGAUGAUGUCAAAAACAAAAAAACGGAUUGAGCUUAAUUUCUUCUACUUUCUUGAAAAGUCACAUUGUGGAGACAAACUUGAACUUCAAACCGCAUAUUCAUUAUUUCUUCCCCCUGUUGACUUCCUGUAUAUGUUUUAACCUCUUCCUUUAUAAUGGAGUCUCUGUCAUGUUGAAAUCCGUGGAUGAAAAAUUAGUUGGCACCUAGUGCGAGUUUGUUGUUCAGAAAGUGGUAACCACCUUCUCUUUCAGUAUGUAAAAGGACUUGUUCUCUUGUUAAUACUUCUAGUUUAAAGCUGAAUGUCUCAAAGCGCUCUUCAAACAGGACACACUUCACUGAAACCUAGCAAAUUUUGUCCAAUUUCUCCUUUGUUUGUCAAAAGCUGGAUGUAAUCAGAUUUUUCCUUGUGGUGUCACUAAUCACCCUAGCCUUCUCAACAAAGUGUUUUAGAAUGUAACGUGUUAGUCACCCUUUUGUUCUGUGUAACUCCUAUGUGAAGGAUUUUCACUUUUUCCAGUUUUCUUUACUAGUAAGCUUCAAGCUGUUAAAAAAUAUUGUGAUCUGCAGAUCAUUGAGGGAAGACUAUAUUUAUCUAAAGAUUUUUGUUACUUUUUAAAAUCAAUUCAGUGACAAUCUUUGUCAUUACAGCUUUUUUCAAGGAAAGUAAUUUUUACAGAAUUUUAAGUUUUCAAGGCUAAUUUGACUCAGGCAGUGGUUUUUUUUGUUGUUUUUUAUUCUUUUUUUACAGUAUGCUUGCUUUAUCUGUUUAUACCUAUUGAUUUCUAUUUAUUCUGAGCUGCAAUUCUGUCUGUCUGUCAGGUUUUUUCAGCUUGUUCUUUCUUGUGCAGUAAAUGAGCGUAAGUCCAUACAUCUUCAGUACUUUCUGUGAACUUUAAACACUUCUUAAAAUAAAAGACUUCAAUAGGUGUUUACAUAUAACUUAAAUUGAAAUUACUGUUUUAAUAUACUUUGAGACUUAGAGAAAUAGAUUAAUUUGGAUACUCCAGGUAGGGACAGCUGUCUCCUUCAAAACAGUUUAAAAGCAUAAGCCAAAAGGAAAGUUUAGAUAGUCAACUCCUUUGCUGUACAUUAUUUCCACUGUUUAUUUCCUGGGUAUGAAAAUGGGAUGGUUUAUAAUGUCUUAGCAGGCAUACAUGUCAUCCAUUUUAUAAAACAGUGGGACUUAGUUUAGGAGAAUGGUGAUAUGUACCUAACACUUGGGUAAUGCUUUUCAUCUAUAGGUCUGGAAACAUGUCAGAAAGAUGACUAUCAUUAUCCCAGUUGUAUAAAAAGAGGCAGACACACAAGGGACUUGCACAGAUGCACACCCCCAGUUCAUACCAAAUCCAGGAGUAAAAGUUGGGGAUCUUCACUCGCUGUAUCCUGUGCUGUCUUUGCUGCAAGUGGUCAAGAUUCUGACCUGUAUGUGGGAACUUGAUCAUAUCAAAUGUGUUUCUUGUUUGGAGAUGUUAACCCUUCUUGUACCACCUACUGCUAUGAAUUUGUGUCCAGUAGGAUCAUAUAGCAACAGCAAUCCUAGACAGUUUUGUAGUGCUGUGAACACCAUACCCACUGACCGUAUGUAAUGAAGGUACCUGUGCCUAGGAGUUUGAAUUCAAAGUUUGUAAUCCUGGCUAAAUCUUAGGUGCAAGAUUCCUUGUCUGGGGCUAUAUACUAGUCCUGGGUUACGAAAAAAAUUACAGUAUGGGAGAAGAAUAUAAGAAGAAUAAAGAGGUGAAUCAGUGCUCUGUGACGAUUAAACUUUUUAUUUUUUUCCCAAAAACACAAACAAUCUUGGCUGUAAAACCAGGUUUAGGACAAAAACCAGUUUCCCUUUACCCCACUAGAACCACAACAUCUUGCAAUCAAAUGCCUUAUCAAGCCUUUUAGGAAGGACCUAGUUUCCAUGAGUUUUCAGGUACUGGUAGUUUUUACUUCAGCUUAUAUUAAUCUUUCAGUCUGUGUAAUUUGCUGGAGUAGUUGAAGUGAUAUCCAGCUGUGAUCUGAAAGACCAAUGGAGUAAAUAUUGCAGCCAGAUUUGCACGUGCUGUUUUGUUUAUGUGACUUUGUUUUGCUUGGCAUAAUUAAAAUGUUGCAGAUGGUUCAGAGCUGCUUGGAAGGUCACUUUUUUAGUGAUUAAAGGGAAAACACUCACGUACAGUAAUGAUGCAGUUAUUGCCCCCUGUGGGGGCAUCAGCAUUUUGGAAACCUUUGGUGGAUUUCACUGGCAAUUUUUUUUUGUUGUAUUCAUAAAUAUAGAAUUAUGUUUUUAAAAGAUGAUUUGAUGUGCAAAUAUGUUCAUGGCAUUGCUAUGAACAGGAGGGACCCUAGUGUAUUUUUACGGUGUGCGAUAAAUACUUGCUGAAUGAGUAAUGUAUUAGUAAAUUUAUCUUCCAGCUGAAUCGACUUUUAAGUCAGUCGAAUGAAUUUUUACAUCAGCUGAUAGGAAUAUUUUAUUGAAAUAAUAUUCAGCUGUGGUUGAAUUUGCAGUUGUGAUUUUAACUGUACACUUUAAAGGAGCUUCUGUUUUUAUAAAUAAAACUGAAAAAUACGCUGCAAA
This is a messenger RNA of Tyto alba (common barn owl), 7608 nucleotides long. It is a transcript of the gene PER3, whose product is annotated as period circadian regulator 3. Gene Ontology annotation, molecular function: transcription cis-regulatory region binding; transcription corepressor binding. The record is from RefSeq and is a predicted model, not a curated record. Lineage: Eukaryota; Metazoa; Chordata; Aves; Strigiformes; Tytonidae. Gene Ontology annotation, cellular component: cytoplasm; nucleus. The transcript is spliced from 21 exons. The coding region runs from base 282 to 3992 and encodes 1236 amino acids. Gene Ontology annotation, biological process: circadian regulation of gene expression; entrainment of circadian clock by photoperiod; negative regulation of transcription by RNA polymerase II.